AUGCCUGAUAGAAAAAGUUGCCUUAUCUGUAACUCCCCAUACGCCAAAUACCAUUUCGGAGCUAUUUCCUGCCGAGCGUGUGCCGCAUUCUUCAGAAGAUGUGCGACCACUAAAAAGUUUCUGAUUUUCUGCAACUGCUUGACUAGAAGAGACACUCAAUACCCCUGUAGACUGUGUCGGAUGGAGAAAUGUGUUGCUGCAGGGAUGCAGGAAUCUCUGAUACGUGGUUCACGGGAUGUCAAUAACCAAGUCAAUGAGGAUAUGAAAGAGGGAAAAUCAACCGAAUUUGUUGGACCUCGAGUCCAGUGUGGAAUCAAACUUCGAUCCGUGGAAUUGAUCACCCAAACUACAAGAAACUACAGUAACCUGGAAACCAUUAGGUCUAUCAUAUUUUCCAAUGCUAAACAGAAUGUGACUCUCCACGAGUUUUCUUUAGAAAUCAAAAUUGAAUCGAAGCUAGUGUGGAAGCUAUGUGAGACAUCUUUUCUGGAAUUUGACAAGUUGAACAAGCAGGACAAAAAAACUUUAUUUUCCAACUUCCACACAAAAUGGAAUGUGCUUGAGAUGGGUAUGAAAUCUGCCAAGAAUAAGGAUCCAUAUAAUAAUUACUCUCCUUCUGGAGCCCGAGCUAAGCCAAUCAAAGAUUUUUAUACAAGUACAAAAACGAAUGAAAAAGAACGAUUAAGUGAUGAUGACAAGAAGAGGUGGCUAUUCGAGCCAAUCUGGAGGUUUCGAACUCAAAAUGUGUUGAGUCCAUUGGCAGCCUUGAAAUUUGAACCGAUGGAAAAUAUGGCAUUGUUUGGAAUAUUGCUCUGGGACCCGGGUUACACGAAUGUUUCUGAUGAUUUAGCAGAGAAAUGUUACGCAAUGCGAAAGAUCAUCUUGAAUGAGUUGAGUUGUUAUUUUAAGGAGAACGAAACGGACGAAAACAGAUUCUUUGAGACAAUGGACGCUUUGAGGAUACUUGAGCGUGCUGAAGAAAAGUGUCAACAGGAGUUAGAGUUAUGUGGAAUGUAUAAUGUAGCAGUAGAUGAGGAAAUGAAGAAUAUGGCGAUGUCGGAGAAAUAUUGA
This is a messenger RNA of Caenorhabditis remanei, 1071 nucleotides long. RefSeq lists its product as uncharacterized. The transcript has 8 exons. Gene Ontology annotation, molecular function: zinc ion binding; DNA-binding transcription factor activity; sequence-specific DNA binding. The record is from RefSeq and is a predicted model, not a curated record. Lineage: Eukaryota; Metazoa; Nematoda; Chromadorea; Rhabditida; Rhabditidae. The coding region runs from base 1 to 1071 and encodes 356 amino acids. Gene Ontology annotation, biological process: regulation of DNA-templated transcription.